This is a messenger RNA of Thlaspi arvense, 1755 nucleotides long. The record is from the annotation of a GenBank genome assembly. NCBI's taxonomy places the organism in Eukaryota, Viridiplantae, Streptophyta, Magnoliopsida, Brassicales, Brassicaceae.
AUGGAGAGAGCAAAGUCGAGGAAGCCUCAUGCCAUAAUGAUACCAUACCCACUUCAAGGCCACGUCAUCCCUUCUGUACACUUAGCCAUCAAACUCGCUUCUCAUGGCUUCACCAUCACUUUCGUUAACACCGAAUCCAUCCACCACCAAAUCUCCACCGCUCGCCACGGGGACGCCGGAGACAUCUUCUCCGCAGCCCGCAGCUCCGGCCAACUCGACAUUCGUUACACCACUAUGAGCGACGGCUUCCCUUUGGGGUUCGACCGGUCACUUAACCAUGAUCAAUUCUUCGAAGGCAUGCUCCACGUAUUCUCUGCCCACGUCGAUGAUCUCAUCGCCAAAAUCUCUCGACGGGGUGAUGAUCCUCCGGUGACUUGUUUGAUCGCCGACACUUUUUACGUCUGGACGUCUAUGAUUUGCGAGAAGCACAAACUUGUUAAUGUCUCGUUUUGGACCGAACCUGCCUUGGUCCUCAAUCUUUACUAUCACAUGGAUCUCCUUAUAUCCAACGGCCAUUUCAAAUCUCUCGGUAAUACUCUUAGAAAUCAUGCCUGUCUCAUUUUGGACCGAACCUGCCUAGAUAAUCGUGAAGACGUGAUCGAUUACGUACCAGGAGUUAAAGCAAUAGACCCAAAAGACUUGAUGUCAUUUCUUCAGGUAAGCGACAUAGACACAAACACAAGGUCCUAUAGAAUAUUAUCUAAGGCCUUUAAGGAUGUCAAGAGAGCCGAUUUCGUGUUAUGCAACACCGUGCAAGAGCUCGAACCAGACUCUCUCUCAGCUCUACAAGCCAAACAACCGGUUUAUGCGAUCGGUCCGGUUUUCUCAACAGAGUCGGUUGUCCCCACGAGCCUAUGGGAAGAAUCAGACUGUACCGAGUGGCUCAAGGACCGGCCCGCCGGGUCGGUCCUCUACAUUUCGUUUGGUAGCUAUGCACAUGUUUGUAAGAAAGAGAUCGCUGAGAUAGCCGAUGGGCUUUUGCUAAGUGGGGCUAGUUUCAUUUGGGUUUUACGUCCCGAUAUAGUUGGAUCAGACGUUCCGGAUUUUCUUCCGACUGGAUUCAAGGACCAGGCCCAAGGUCAAGGCCUUGUGGUCCAGUGGUGCUGCCAGAUGGAAGUGAUCUCAAAUCCGGCCGUUGGAGGGUUUCUAACACAUUGUGGAUGGAAUUCGAUUCUAGAGAGCGUUUGGUGCGGUUUACCGUUGUUGUGUUAUCCGCUUUUGGGCGAUCAGUUAACGAAUAGGAAGCUUGUGGUCGAUGAUUGGCGCAUUGGUAUUAACCUUUGUGAGAAUCAAAUGAUCACAAGGGACCAAGUCUCGGCUAAUGUUAAAACGUUGAUGGUGAACGGAGAAACUUCAAGUGAGCUAAGAAACAACGUAGAAAAGCUUAAACGUCAUGUAAAAGAUGCGGUUACAGCCGUUGGAUCUUCGGAGACGAAUUUUAACUCGUUUGUUAGUGAGGUCCGAGAUAGAAUAGAAACUAAAUUAUGUAAUAAUGUAAACGGGGUGAAAUUAAAUGGGCUGGAAUUUUAAUUCUUUCAUGUCUUUUUUUGUCUUGUCUAUAGGAAGUUUCAUGGCUGCACGGCAUAUAAGCACGUCAAAGAAUAUUCAAUAAAAAGUAAUAUUCUUUAUGCUUUUAGAUAUAAAGUAUAGUUAGAAGCUUACUGUAAGUGUAAAGAAGAUACAAUACAAUAUGCAAUAUGUGUAUAGUUAGACAAGAACUAUGGAGUUUGUGUAAUUAUGAGUGGUAAAAUUAAG